Molecule: messenger RNA, 1671 nt
Organism: Cyprinus carpio (common carp)
Lineage: Eukaryota; Metazoa; Chordata; Actinopteri; Cypriniformes; Cyprinidae
Product: transcription cofactor vestigial-like protein 1
Biological process (GO): regulation of transcription by RNA polymerase II
Cellular component (GO): nucleus
Source: RefSeq, a predicted model, not a curated record
UUAACAGAUUAACGCCCCACAUUUAAGGGCAAAAAGUGAAGUACUUUCUUUUAGUCGACGCACAAAGGGAAACGAUUAAACUUAUUUACCUGUAGCGUUUAUAAAUCUCGCGCAACAGCGGAUAUUUCGCCUUUACUUUAUCAAUGUAAUUGCAGCGUCUGUUUAAACACUCGAGAUUUCACGACUGUUGCACGUACCUAGAUCAGUGAUGGAGGAGGGUCUAGGGAACCCUGUGGCUAGGAAGACUAAAGAAGAGUCUGGUAGUGUCCUUCUCACCUACUUCCAAGGAGAUAUUAACAGCAUGGUGGAUGAACAUUUCUCCCGUGCUCUGAGUCAAGCAAAUAAACCGAAGGAGGAAGGCUCCAAAAUCAAAAGAAACCAUAAAGUUGCACAAACAAAUGGACUUUCAGGUCAAUGGGAAGCAGAGUCACAAACCAGAUUUCAGCCCUUGCUUCCUCCAGAACAUCUCCGGCAAGGAACAAGCAGGGAGUCUCAAUAUAACCUUCAAAUGCCACCAAAUCACCCUGCAAACAGUGCUGUUCUGUGGUCAGGGGAUUCUAGGCAGGGACUGAGUGUUGUUCUGCCCCCCAUGAUGUACCCCUCGGCUGUAUCCUCUGGUGGUUUGAUGAUGGCAGAACAUCAGUAUUCUAAUUCUCUGUUAAAUUUCCUCCACAACGAUCACCCUAACUUGGGCACAGUGGUGCUACCCUCCUCCAAACAAAACCUUACAUCUGGAUGGACCAAGUAUCCUGGAUUUGGUGAUCAGAUGACUGAUAUGAAUCAGUCUGGUGUGCAGGUGAUUGAGAAAAAGGACCUUUUUUGGUAUUAACAAGGUUAUUUGAGAUUUAAAAGGAAGAACAAAUAAGUCUUUCAUCACUUUUUCGUUUAACUGAACAAGUGACUAAUGGACCUUGCAAUGCUUCACCUGGAGGCGUCUGCACAUCCAACCUGUUCAGAAACAAGCUCUUCAUGUACCACAUCAUAGAAGAAGAUUGUACAAGAGAUUGGCCUCAGGCUCUAUGGUUAAAGACGUUUUACACACACUCAGGAAAACACACUAAAUCUAUGUUUUUCAUAAUUUAGAGUUUCAGGUGAAGUUUUUUGUCUGUUGUUUUUAUAGCAAAAAAAAUAAAAAAACAUUUACAUUGAUUACAUAAAGAAAUGCAUAAAUGUACAAAAAUAAAGGAUAAAGAGGUUUUAUAUGGGCUUUAUUAUAAUUUAGUAAAGUGCAGUUUCAAUUUGUAGUUUGCACAAACCAUAUUUAUUCUCAUUUCAUUUAUGCUUGGAUGAGAGCAUUAUGCAACUUGUCUGUGCUGUCAUUUGUCAAAUUCGACUGCUUUAAGUGCUAGACAAUAUUGUAGUUUGAUUGGAUGCCUUUGAUGUCAACAACAAAAGGAAUCUUUCUCCUCUCUUUUAAAAAUGUAAAUCUUAUUUAUUUGAUGUGAAGUGUGUAUGAAAGAAGAAAAUCUUAAUCUCACACUAUGAUGUAGUUAUUAAACUCCACUCCCCCACCAUGAAUCCAAUUCAUGGACGCAGAUGGAGGAACAGCCAUCUCUCCACACCCCUGCUUGAGGAUUACUGAUGUCCUUGUACUAUAUUUAGCUGUUACCCAUCUGGUGGCACACAUGUCCCUUUCCAAAUAAAAAUGACCAAAGCCAAGGCUAAACUCUG